AUGGCUGCUGCUGCUUGCGGGCCAAACGGAGCUGCUGCGGCGCUGCUGCGCCGCAGCUUUCCCAGGUUUCACUUUUCAAUUGCGCCUUUGCAGUCGUUCAGUCCGACGAACCCGCAGUUCCACCCCCCGGGGGCGGACUGCGGCGCGAAGCGGCCGUGGCAGGGGAUGGAUAUGCGCAAAAUAAACACUCCCAAGUACAUUAGUCCGAACAUAAAAAGAGUUCCGAUGACUUCUGGAUACCAGUAUUUGAACUUCACGACUCCGUCGAUCUACGCGCCGACGCAGGCGGACAUCGCCGUCUUCUUCGACACCGAAAACUGCUUCAAAGUCUACACCCCCAAACAGCUUUUGCUCGCCGCCUGGCCCCAACUUCGUUUUCUUUUGAUGUCUCUCUUGGCCGUGGCCUUUCCCUCCAUUCCAAUUCUCCUUUUUGUCCUUUACAUGAACAGGUUCGAACCCAUGGAGCAGGUCAUGGACCGCGACGAGUACUGGCGGCACUUCAAGUGGCACUACUUUGGCCCCGACCUGGACCACCACGCCUACACCCAAUACCUCGAGGCCCGCAGAGCCAAAAAGUGGAGAGGAGUUGACGUCAACCCCGAGGACUAUAUUCCCCCCCAAUACCGAAACCUCUAA
Eimeria tenella is the source of this 636-nucleotide messenger RNA. RefSeq lists its product as uncharacterized. NCBI's taxonomy places the organism in Eukaryota, Apicomplexa, Conoidasida, Eucoccidiorida, Eimeriidae. The record is from RefSeq and is a predicted model, not a curated record. The transcript is spliced from 3 exons. Bases 1 to 636 code for a protein of 211 amino acids.